This is a messenger RNA of Aspergillus aculeatus ATCC 16872, 744 nucleotides long. RefSeq names its product GPI anchored serine-threonine rich family protein. The record is from RefSeq and is a predicted model, not a curated record. The coding region runs from base 49 to 591 and encodes 180 amino acids. The transcript has 3 exons. Lineage: Eukaryota; Fungi; Ascomycota; Eurotiomycetes; Eurotiales; Aspergillaceae.
GUAGCUUUACUAGCCAGCAUACUCUGUUGUUGUUGUUGUUGCUUCAGAAUGCGUUACUCCUUCACACUCGCUUCUUUGGGCCUGAUCUCCUCGGCUCUGGCCAUCACUAUCACUACUCCUUCAUCAGACACGGAAUGGGACUUUUCCACCCCGAAAACCAUUAAGUUCACCAGCGACUCCAGUGAUCCUGAGUAUAUCAGUAUCAUCCUGCGAAAUGAGGAUGGCUCCUUCCAGACCAAGUUGGCAGAUAACGUGAAGACCUCCGAGGGGGAAUACACGACUCAACCCAACCCUAGCAUUUCCAACGGAGAUGACUACGAGAUUCAGAUUAUUGAUUCAUCAGGCCAGCUCGCCGUGAGCCCGGUGUUCACAGUCGAGAAGGGUGCUUCGAACGAUGGUACGAGUACCGCGGCUUCGUCGAAGGCUACGAUCACCACCGCAUCCUUGGCAUCCAGCUCCAACUCGACCACGACCAGCACUACCGCGACUGCCGCCGCGCAGCAGUCGGUCGGUGCCGCGGCGUCUACCUCCGGUACUACCAAGGGGGCACUGGCUCUGUUUGGUGCGGUGGUCGCGCUCUUCUACGCCUGAUCUUGACGAGAUGCAAGAUUAACGAAGCGUGCAUGCAUGCUCUCAUCUCUAUGCUACGAGCGAGGGGGUUGAAGGAUUAGGCUAUCGCGAUCCCGGAUUCUGUUUAUGCUUCACACGGUAGUCUCGAUAGAGAGUUAGCAAAUUGAACAUGUU